GUCGCUACCUGCGGCCGCCUCUCGUUCUGUCUCGCAACGACCAAGGGCAGAAGAGACGAGCGAUGGUGUCGCUGAAGCUCCAGAAGAGGCUCGCCGGAAGCGUCCUCAAAUGCGGGAGGGGCAAGGUCUGGCUCGACCCCAAUGAGGUCAACGAGAUCUCCAUGGCGAACUCUCGCCAAAAUAUAAGAAAGCUUGUUAAGGAUGGUUUUAUCAUCAGGAAGCCAACCAAGAUUCAUUCGCGAUCUCGUGCAAGGAGGGCACUUGAAGCUAAGAGAAAAGGGCGACAUUCUGGAUAUGGGAAGCGCAGGGGUACAAGAGAAGCUAGGCUUCCGACUAAGGUCCUUUGGAUGCGUCGGAUGCGAGUUCUUAGACGGUUGCUUAGGAAGUACCGUGAGUCGAAGAAGAUUGACAAGCACAUGUACCAUGACAUGUACAUGAAAGUCAAAGGUAACGUUUUUAAGAACAAGAGGGUGCUGAUGGAAAGUAUUCAUAAAUCCAAAGCUGAAAAGGCAAGAGAGAAGACCUUAUCUGAUCAAUUUGAAGCUAAACGUGCCAAGAGCAAGGCUAGCAGAGAAAGGAAGAUUGCCAGGAGGGAGGAACGCCUGGCUCAGGGGCCUGGAGACCUAGUACCCGCCACCGCCCAAUCCGAGGUUCGCAAGAAAUCUAACAAGUAAUGGAUAACAUGACUCCCGGGUCGCAAUGGAUCAUUUCUUUCUUAUGGGUUUUAGAGAUGUUGCAAGACCUAGAAGCUCGCUUUUAUAUCAUUUCCGGAUGUUUGUUAUGUUUUGUUUUGAAGGAGUUGGUGAUCAUGUAUGCAAGUUUUUGAUAUUACCAUUUUUUUAUAAUGAUCUAGAAAGUCAAAAUCUUUU
Messenger RNA from Musa acuminata subsp. malaccensis (wild Malaysian banana), 869 nucleotides. Its product is annotated as large ribosomal subunit protein eL19y-like. Gene Ontology annotation, cellular component: cytosolic large ribosomal subunit; ribosome. Gene Ontology annotation, molecular function: structural constituent of ribosome; RNA binding. The record is from RefSeq and is a predicted model, not a curated record. Gene Ontology annotation, biological process: translation. Lineage: Eukaryota; Viridiplantae; Streptophyta; Magnoliopsida; Zingiberales; Musaceae.